AUGGCUCCGCGCUGCUUCAUCAUCCGCCACGGCGAAACCGAAUGGUCCCUGAACGGGCGCCACACGGGUAUAAGCGACCUCCCACUCACGGCAAACGGCGAGAAACGCAUCAAAGCAACGGGCAAGGCACUAGUGGGAAACGACAGGCUGAUCGUGCCCAAGAACCUGGCGCAUGUGUACGUCUCCCCACGUACGCGCGCCCAACGGACUCUCGAACUCCUUGAGAUCGGGUGUCGAGAGCGGCUGCCAUGGAACGAGGCGCGGAAGGAUCAAGAAGUGGAGCCCAUUCGCACCGAGGCGACCGUGGAGGUGACAGAGGCUGUGCGGGAGUGGGAUUAUGGGGACUAUGAGGGUUUGACCUCGAAGCAAAUUAAAGAGGACAGGGCGAAGAAGGGUCUUCCGCCCUGGAAUAUUUGGACGGAUGGGUGUCCCGGAGGAGAAUCCCCCGAAGACAUCGUCCGUCGUCUCGACGCGCUGAUCGCUGAUAUAAGGAAGAAAGUCCACCGCAAGAGCUUUGAGAACCCCGAUAGCCCGGGCGAUGUGCUCGUCGUUGCACACGGUCAUAUCCUGCGAGCGUUUGCGAUGCGGUGGACGGGUAAACCCUUGACAGAGACGUCCUUGAUUCUGGAAGCCGGUGGUGUGGGCACACUAAGCUAUGAGCACCAUAAUAUCGAUGAGCCGGCGAUUAUCCUUGGAGGCGGGUUCGUUGUCGAGUAG
Molecule: messenger RNA, 717 nt
Organism: Penicillium cinerascens
Lineage: Eukaryota; Fungi; Ascomycota; Eurotiomycetes; Eurotiales; Aspergillaceae
Product: histidine phosphatase family protein
Exons: 4
Coding region: 1-717 (238 amino acids)
Biological process (GO): ribose phosphate biosynthetic process
Molecular function (GO): sedoheptulose-bisphosphatase activity
Source: RefSeq, a predicted model, not a curated record